AUGAUAAUUUAUUAUAUAUUUGGACUCCUGUAUUGUAUAAAUGCAUCAUUUGAUUAUCCAACCGCAUGUGAUUGCAAUGAACACAUAGAUUAGGAGGCUUGUGAAAGUCAUAAUUGUUAUUGGGCAUAGUCUGAAUGCAGAGUGGCUGAAUGUGAUUAAAGAUCAUUAUAGAAUUGUGUUGGUGCAUCUUAAUUCUUGAGUUAAAAUCCACUAUAUUGUUACGUGAAGAAUGGAAGAUGCGAGAAAUUGGAGAGGUGUGAAGAUCUUCAAAUAAGUUAAACUAAUGUUGGACAAGCUAGAGAAUAAUGUUAAUUAUAUUAAUGUGCUUAUGAUCUUGUGAGUGGAUACUGUUUCAAACCAGAGAAGUGUGAUGAUAUUUAUGAUCAAUUCACUUGUGACAGUUUUUUGAUUGCUAAGAGUAAGCCUUUGGAAAUAGAUUCCAUUUGUUAUUGGGAUGGAAAGUGUAAGGCUAGAAAUUCAUUUAUUGCUAAUUGUGAAUCUAUCAAGGACAGGGAUGUUUGCUAGUAGGGAGGAUGUCAAUAUCGGGAGGAGGAGUGCAAGGAGAUUGACUGCAAAAGUAGGAGUAUCAAGGAAUGCAAUGGGGAGUAUGUGGAUCAUAAGGGGAAGGUGUUUGUAUGUUAUGAGAACAAUGAGGAAUGCGAGUAGAUUGAGACAGAGAAGUUACACAAAGUGGUAUGCAAUUCUAUGAUUGGACAUACUUAUAAGGAGAAACAAUGUAGAAAAUGCAUUUCAUAUGCAGAUCAUUGGAAAUGAU
Paramecium octaurelia is the source of this 775-nucleotide messenger RNA. NCBI's taxonomy places the organism in Eukaryota, Ciliophora, Oligohymenophorea, Peniculida, Parameciidae. The record is from the annotation of a GenBank genome assembly.